This is a messenger RNA of Cydia strobilella, 2594 nucleotides long. It is a transcript of the gene ebi, whose product is annotated as F-box-like/WD repeat-containing protein TBL1X. The coding region runs from base 264 to 1784 and encodes 506 amino acids. Lineage: Eukaryota; Metazoa; Arthropoda; Insecta; Lepidoptera; Tortricidae. The transcript has 9 exons. Gene Ontology annotation, cellular component: histone deacetylase complex. Gene Ontology annotation, molecular function: transcription corepressor activity; protein binding. Gene Ontology annotation, biological process: regulation of transcription by RNA polymerase II. The record is from RefSeq and is a predicted model, not a curated record.
UGACAGUUAUUUAGGCUUCCUUCCGUCAUUAAAUUUUAGCAGGUUUAUGUUUGUGGUUUCACCGUUGGCGUCGUCUCGUCGUUCAGAUCAGAGUUCCAAGAACUCUAUGGAGAUGCUGUGUUAAAAUUCACCUUUCAUAUAACCGCUUCUAACCUAGCAGUGGCCAGUCAAUCAGUCUGAUGUGCAUCUAAACAGAAGUGAAUUACAUUUCAUGUUGUAAUAAAAAUAAAUACCUUUGGAUUCUGGACACUAAGUGUGGAAAAAUGAGUUAUUCUAGUGAUGAAGUGAACUUUCUUGUAUAUCGCUACCUACAGGAAUCAGGUUUCCAUCACUCUGCAUACACAUUUGGUAUUGAGUCACAUAUAUCACAAAGCAAUAUCAAUGGCGCCCUAGUACCUCCUGCAGCUUUGUUAAGUAUCCUUCAAAAGGGUUUGGAAUACACUACAGCAGAAAUCACUUAUGGGGAAGAUGGCUCUGAAAUACGUCUCACUGAAAGCUUGAGCUUGAUUGAUGCCGUCAGUCCAGAGAUAAUUGCUGCUCGCCAAAAUGCUCAUAACACACAAAAACAAGCUAUUAGAGCAGAGCAGGGCACGGGAACUGAACAAAAUGGUGUUGAAGUCACAGCAUGUAACCCACCAGCGGCAACAGGGGGCGCGGCGACUCCGAGUGCUCCUGAGAACAUGGAAGUUGAUCAGUCCAUAGAAAUACCGGCCAGCAAGGCUACAGUCCUCAGAGGCCAUGAGUCUGAGGUGUUUAUUUGUGCUUGGAACCCCAGUACUGAUCUGUUGGCAAGUGGCUCGGGUGACAGCACAGCCAGGAUCUGGGAUAUGUCUGACAAUCCUGCUACGACUCCUAAUCAGUUGGUACUGAGGCACUGUAUCCAGAAAGGUGGCGCAGAGGUGCCCAGUAAUAAAGACGUCACUUCAUUGGACUGGAAUUGUGACGGUAACCUUCUAGCAACGGGAUCAUAUGACGGAUACGCCCGCAUUUGGACCACUGAUGGAACCUUGGCCUCCACAUUGGGUCAACACAAGGGACCUAUAUUUGCUCUGAAAUGGAAUAAACGCGGGAAUUACAUUCUGAGUGCAGGGGUAGACAAGACAACCAUAAUAUGGGAUGCCGCGUCAGGGCAGUGCACUCAGCAGUUUUCCUUCCAUUCUGCGCCGGCGCUGGAUGUGGACUGGCAAACAAACACAUCCUUUGCAUCUUGUUCUACAGAUCAGUGCAUCCAUGUUUGCAGACUCCAUGUUGAUAAGCCUAUUAAAAGUUUUCAGGGACAUACUAAUGAAGUCAACGCCAUAAAGUGGGAUCCACAAGGACAGUUACUGGCUUCCUGUUCUGACGACAUGACUUUGAAGAUUUGGUCCAUGAAACAAGAUACAUGUGUUCAUGACUUACAAGCUCAUUCAAAAGAAAUUUAUACCAUCAAAUGGUCUCCUACCGGUCCGGGAACACAGAAUCCAAAUAUGAAUCUUAUUUUGGCCAGCGCUUCUUUCGAUUCCACUGUACGUUUGUGGGAUGUGGAAAGGGGUGUGUGUAUACACACUUUAACAAAGCACACAGAACCGGUUUACAGUGUAGCCUUUUCGCCCGAUGGCAAGUUUCUGGCCAGUGGCUCUUUUGACAAGUGUGUGCAUAUUUGGUCGACACAGACCGGUGGGCUGGUACACUCGUACAAAGGCACAGGUGGCAUAUUCGAGGUGUGCUGGAACUCGCGAGGUACUAAAGUCGGCGCUAGUGCUAGUGACGGCAGCGUGUUCGUGUUAGAUUUACGUAAGCUAUAAGGAACGACACUCAGGGCUCGUUCCACUUGACGGUCGCGUCACCCAAGGCGGCGCACGCGGCAUUAACCAAUUUGUUUCCGGUGGUAUAAAAAAACCCGGCCAAGUGCGAGUCGGACUCGCGCACCGAGGGUUCCGUACUUUAAUAGUAUUUGUUGUUAUAGCGGCAACAGAAAUACAUCAUCUGUGAAAAUUUCAACUGUCUAGCUAUCACGGUUCAUGAGAUACAGCCUGGUGACAGACGGACAGCGGAGUCUUAGUAAUAGGGUCCCGUUUUUACCCUUUGCGUACAGAACCCUAAAAAGGAAUGGGGCGUAGCUACAGAUAGAUUGAAUAUUCCUACCCCCUUAUUCAUAAAACUUUACGGGCCUGAUUUUGGUAAAUUAUAAACGAAAUAAAUAAAUAGUUGAUUAGUAGCAUAGAGUAACUUAUACUAGAGCGGUACUGUCAUAGUAAAUUUUGUAACCCCAGUAAAUUCACUGCCAUCUGUCGACACACUUUAAAACUAAAAAUAAAUAUUUAUAAAAAUACAAUAAAAUGUAUUUAAAUAUGGAUAAAUGAUUUUUUUAUUUGCAUUAAUUAUUUUUAUAUGUUUUUGACCCAUGUUCUUUCACUGGUAUGCGUUAAAAUUAUAAAUAACAAACGAAGCAGUCAACGCCCUCUAUACGAGUGUAGGCCAAAACUAGUGGCGCCAUCUGAUCGAGAAUCAAUUUUUUUCCUUAGACUGUAUCCAUCUAUUACGGAGUUAUAUCUAUCUUUGUUAGUAGUGUGACUAUUUGUAAAAAACACGAAUUAAAAUAUUUUCAUAAGAAA